Stylonychia lemnae is the source of this 906-nucleotide messenger RNA. The record is from the annotation of a GenBank genome assembly. Lineage: Eukaryota; Ciliophora; Spirotrichea; Sporadotrichida; Oxytrichidae.
AUGAAAGCCAACUAAGAAAGGUAGAAAAAGAAUGAUCCAAAUAGAGUUGAAAUUUACUCACAUCAGAUAUUUAAUGCUACCUCAGAUAUCAUGAAGGGCUUAGAUAAAAUGAGCUUUUAACAAAGUAAAGAUAUGAUUGGGAAAAGUUUAAGAUAAGACUAUAGCAUUCUUGAAUAGGCUGCUUAGUAAAAUCAAAAUAAAUAUACAGCUGAAGUUGCUCAUCAAGUUCAAGUUGACCAGUCCUUAUAAUUGAUACCCUGUCCAUAUGUGAAAGCUUCAUCUCAUAAGAAGUACACACUAGUCUUAGAUUUGGAUGAAACUUUGUUGCAUUACUACGAAAUAAAUGAAUAUGAUGGAGAUUUGAGAAUUAGACCAGGGGCUGAUGAUUUCCUUAAAUCAUUGUCUGAAUACUAUGAAAUCAUUAUUUUCACAGCAGCUAUGCAAGACUAUGCUGACUGGGCUUUAGAUCACUUCCAGAAUAAAAGCUGCAUCUCAUAUAGACUUUAUCGUUAGCAUGCCUCACCUUUCGGGGGAUUCUAUGUUAAAGACCUCUCUAGAAUAGGUAGAGAUAUCUCAAAAACUAUAAUUGUUGAUAAUAUUGCUGAAAAUUUCUAGCUCUAGCCUGAAAAUGGGAUAUUUAUUAAAAGUUGGUUCAUAGAUCCUCAAGACACAGCCUUACUUGAGUUGGCUCCACUUCUUAUAUCUAUAGCUGAAAGCAAUGUAAAUGAUGUCAGAGAAGCCUUGAAACUAUUCAGGCUUCAUAUGCUUGAACAAAUGGCCAAAGGUGUAAUGAACCCAACAAUGUAUCUCACUCAAAACAUUAAGGAAAUACUUAAAAAGUAUAGUGAAUCAUUAUCUGCUACAGAAACAAAACUUCUAGAAAAGAAUUCAUAGAUCAAAGCCUGA